UGACGUCACCAAGCAGCGCCACUUCCGGGAUCGCCCAGCGUUGACUCCGCGGUUCUGGCCUGGGAAUUGGGCUUCCCUCGACAUGGCGGACAUGGAGGAGCUCUUCGGGAGCGACGCCGACACGGAACCGGAGCAAAAAGACUCUGAUUCUGGAUCUGACUCAGAUUCGGACCGGGAGAACACCGGCUCUGUUAGCAACGUUUCCGGCAGCGAGAGCGACAGAGAGGACGAUGCGUUAAAACCCAGCAACAAAGAGUUAUUCGGGGAAGACAGCGAGGACGAGGGUGUUUCUCACCACAGCGGCAGCGACAACCAGUCUGAACGAUCCUACAAUCCUUCUGAAGCCUCGGCGCACUCCGAACACGAGGACAACGAGGACCAGUCGGACAUUGAGCAGCACAGCGGCUCAGAACCUCCGCACGACGAGGAAGACGAGGAGGACCGCAGAUCGGAUGAUGGUAGCCAUCGCUCCGAGGCUGAAGGGUCCGAGAAAGUCCAUUCGGAGGACGAGAAAUGGGAUAGAGAGGAUAAAAGUGAUCAGUCCGACGAGGACGAGAAGCUCCAGAAUUCAGACGACGAGGAGCAGAUUCAGCAUUCCGACGACGAAGAGAAAAACUCGGACGAUGAGGAGAGGGCACAGAUCUCUGACAGCAAGGAGAGGCUGGACCAGUCCGAUGAUGACGAGGAGAGACCCCAGGUUUCUGACGAGGAGAAGCUUCAGAACUCGGAGGAUGAGGAAAGGCCGCGGAAUUCCGAUGAAGAAAACAUGCAGAACUCGGAGGACGAGGAGGAACGGGUGGCACGCUCGGAAGAGGAGAAGCUUCCGAAUUCGGACGACGAGAGGCCUCAACAUUCAGACGAUGAAGAGCGCCAUUUGUCCGAGGAUGAGGAGGAGGAACGCGAGCACAAAUCAGAAUCAGCAAGAGGCAGCGACAGUGAGGAUGAUAUUCCCCAAGCAAGAAGCAAGAAGCAAAUUAUAUCUGAUUCCGAAAUGGAAAGCGAUACGGAAGGACAAAAAAAUAACAGAGACGCAAUGGAUUUGUUUGGAGGAGCAGACGAUAUCUCUUCAGGAAGUGAUGGAGAAGACAAACCACCAACGCCGGGGCAGCCUAUUGAUGAGAACGGUUUGAAUGAAGGGCAGCCGGAAGACGAGGCUAUCCCUGAAACACGCAUAGAAGUGGAAAUCCCCAAAGUCAACACGGAUCUGGGAAACGACCUGUAUUUUGUAAAGCUUCCCAACUUCCUCAGUGUGGAACCCAGGCCUUUUGAUCCUCAGUAUUACGAGGAUGAAUUUGAAGACGAGGAGAUGCUUGAUGAAGAAGGCAGGACAAGAUUAAAACUGAAGGUAGAGAACACAAUACGUUGGCGAACUCGCCGAGAUGACGAAGGAAACGAGAUUCGAGAAAGUAACGCACGGAUUGUCAAGUGGUCUGACGGGAGCAUGUCCUUACAUUUGGGGAAUGAAGUCUUCGAUGUGUACAAAGCACCCCUGCAGGGAGACCACAACCAUCUCUUCAUCAGACAAGGAACUGGGCUUCAGGGACAGGCCGUCUUCAAGACAAAGUUGACCUUCCGGCCACAUUCGACAGACAGCGCCACACACAGAAAGAUGACCCUCUCCUUGGCAGACAGAUGUUCAAAAACGCAGAAAAUCCGUAUUCUGCCAAUGGCUGGUCGUGAUCCAGAGUCCCAACGCACAGAAAUGAUUAAGAAAGAGGAGGAACGGCUGCGAGCGUCUAUUCGUAGGGAAUCCCAGCAGAGAAGGAUGCGCGAGAAACAACACCAACGGGGUCUGAGUGCCAGUUACUUGGAGCCCGACCGCUACGACGAGGAAGAAGAAGGAGAAGAGGCCAUCAGCCUGGCCGCCAUCAAGAACAGAUACAAAGGCGGGAUACGAGAGGAGCGUGCUCGGAUUUAUUCAUCAGACAGCGAUGACGGCUCGGAUGAGGAGAAAACACAGAGGUUGCUCAAAGCGAAGAAACUCAACAGUGAUGAGGAGGGUGAGCCUUCCGGUAAGAGAAAAGCUGAAGAUGACGAAAAGGCCAGCAAGAAACAGAAGAAAUAUGUGAUCAGCGAUGAGGAAGAUGAAGAUGAGGAGAUGUAAUAGGCAUGGACUUUGAACAUUGGUGAUAGGGUGGUUUUUUAAAAAAAAAAAAAUAGAGACUAUAUUGUUCUUUUCCAACCAUGAUGUAAGUAGAUUCCAUGAAGAUUGGGGUGGGGGCGACAUUUGUAUUAAUGAUAUUAAUGUGAAUAAAACUUUUUGUGGGA
Crotalus tigris (Tiger rattlesnake) is the source of this 2268-nucleotide messenger RNA. RefSeq names its product LEO1 homolog, Paf1/RNA polymerase II complex component (gene LEO1). The coding region runs from base 83 to 2104 and encodes 673 amino acids. The record is from RefSeq and is a predicted model, not a curated record. Gene Ontology annotation, molecular function: RNA polymerase II C-terminal domain phosphoserine binding. The transcript is spliced from 12 exons. NCBI's taxonomy places the organism in Eukaryota, Metazoa, Chordata, Lepidosauria, Squamata, Viperidae. Gene Ontology annotation, biological process: positive regulation of transcription elongation by RNA polymerase II; transcription elongation by RNA polymerase II. Gene Ontology annotation, cellular component: Cdc73/Paf1 complex; nucleus.